Messenger RNA from Ailuropoda melanoleuca (giant panda), 1541 nucleotides. RefSeq names its product negative elongation factor complex member E (gene NELFE). The transcript has 11 exons. The record is from RefSeq and is a predicted model, not a curated record. Gene Ontology annotation, cellular component: NELF complex. Gene Ontology annotation, biological process: negative regulation of transcription elongation by RNA polymerase II. The coding region runs from base 180 to 1328 and encodes 382 amino acids. Gene Ontology annotation, molecular function: RNA binding. Lineage: Eukaryota; Metazoa; Chordata; Mammalia; Carnivora; Ursidae.
GAGGCAGACCUGAGCCGGGGCGGGGGACAGCCGGGCGGAAGUGUCUCGCCUCAGGCCGCCUUGGUUACCGCGUUCUCCGCCCCUCGCUACGUCAUCGCUCUGAGCCCGCUCUCCGCUCCCCGCGCGGGCGCCGCCCGAGACCGUGGGACCCCCCGGUUACCGCCCCCUCAGGAGCCACCAUGUUGGUGAUACCCCCCGGACUGAGCGAGGAGGAGGAGGCUCUGCAGAAGAAAUUCAACAAACUCAAGAAAAAGAAAAAGGCAUUGCUGGCUCUGAAGAAGCAAAGUAGUAGCAGCACAGCCAGCCAAGGCGGUGUGAAACGCUCACUGUCAGAGCAGCCUGUGGUGGACACAGCCACAGCAACAGAGCAGGCAAAGCAGCUGGUGAAGUCAGGAGCCAUCAGUGCCAUCAAAGCCGAGACCAAGAACUCGGGCUUCAAACGUUCUCGAACCCUAGAGGGGAAGUUAAAGGACCCUGAGAAGGGGCCGGUUCCCACUUUCCAGCCGUUCCAAAGGAGCAUAUCUGCUGAUGACGAUCUGCAGGAGUCGUCCAGACGUCCCCAGAGGAAAUCUCUGUAUGAGAGUUUUGUGUCUUCCAGUGAUCGGCUUCGGGAACUGGGGCCAGAUGGGGAAGAGGCAGAGGGCCCAGGAGCUGGUGAUGGUCCCCCUCGAAGCUUUGACUGGGGCUAUGAAGAACGUGGUGGUGCCCGCUCCUCAACGUCCCCUCCCCGAAGCCGCAGCCGGGAUCACAGUCGUGAGCGGAACCGGGAAAGAGACAGAGAUCGGGAACGGGAUCGAGACCGAGAUCGGGAACGGGAUCGAGACCGUGAUCGGGACAGGGACCGCGAUCGGGACAGGGACCGUGAUCGGGAAAGGGACCGCGAUCGGGACAGAGACCGCGAUCGAGAACGAGAGGGCCCUUUCCGCAGGUCGGAUUCGUUCCCUGAACGCAGGGCCCCUCGGAAGGGGAAUACUCUCUAUGUGUAUGGAGAGGACAUGACGCCCACCCUCCUCCGUGGGGCCUUCUCUCCCUUCGGAAACAUCAUUGACCUCUCCAUGGACCCACCCAGAAACUGUGCCUUCGUCACCUAUGAAAAGAUGGAGUCAGCAGAUCAGGCCGUCGCUGAGCUCAAUGGGACCCAGGUGGAGUCCGUACAGCUCAAAGUCAGCAUUGCCCGCAAACAGCCCAUGCUGGAUGCUGCCACUGGCAAGUCUGUCUGGGGCUCCCUCGCUGUCCAGAACAGCCCAAAGGGUUGCCACCGGGACAAGAGGACCCAGAUUGUCUACAGCGAUGAUGUCUACAAGGAAAACCUUGUGGACGGCUUCUAGGGAGUGGAGCUGGGUUCCGUGUGCCUCAUCUGCGCCAGCACUGGUCUCAGUAAAACGCUGAGGUGGAAGCUCACACAUCUUCCUCAGCCUCUGGUUUUUCAGCACUUGGGAUUGGGGUUGAGCCUUUAAAAACGGCUGUUAGAUUUUAACUCAGUUGUAACACAUGGCCAGUGCACGUUCCCCUCUCCCUUCCCCCAAAAGGAUCUUGAACAC